Molecule: messenger RNA, 553 nt
Organism: Notothenia coriiceps (black rockcod)
Lineage: Eukaryota; Metazoa; Chordata; Actinopteri; Perciformes; Nototheniidae
Product: kynurenine 3-monooxygenase-like
Exons: 7
Cellular component (GO): mitochondrial outer membrane
Molecular function (GO): kynurenine 3-monooxygenase activity; FAD binding
Source: RefSeq, a predicted model, not a curated record
UGUUUAAGGGUGUGGCGUAAUAAAUGGAGACUCAUCAGAUUGAACGUCCAUGGGGUGAGACAGUGAGCGGGUCAGAGCGCCAGAGAACCUCAAGCACAAUGGAGGAACCAAUUUGCAGAUUAACCCCGAAGAAGGUUGCAAUAGUUGGCGGAGGGUUGGUUGGGGCGCUGAACGCCUGCUACUUCGCCAAAAGAGGCUUUGAUGUGGAAGUCUUUGAAACUCGGGAAGAUAUCCGACAAGCCAAAGUGGUGAAGGGAAGAAGCAUCAACCUGGCUCUGUCUCACAGGGGCCGCCAGGCACUGAAGCAUGUUGGGAUGGAGGACAAGAUUGUCUCCCAGGGGAUCCCCAUGCAUGCGAGAAUGAUCCAUUCCACAAGUGGGAAACAGUCCCCGAUCCCUUAUGGAAAGAAAGGCCAGUUCAUCCUGUCAGUUGACCGAGCCAACCUGAACAAAGAGCUGCUAACCGAGGCAGAGGCAUAUCCAAACAUGAAGAUGAACUUUGAUCAUAAGCUCAAGGAUUGGAGUCCUGAAACAGGGCUAAUGACCUUUACCAG